Symbiodinium pilosum is the source of this 1613-nucleotide messenger RNA. Lineage: Eukaryota; Dinophyceae; Suessiales; Symbiodiniaceae. The record is from the annotation of a GenBank genome assembly.
GACACAUCAAAACCUUGGUCAUGGAGCAGGCGCGAGCUAGUUUGGCACAGUCUCCGCAAUAUGCCUAUCUUCCCUCCAGAGACACGACAGACGCGCUGGCUAGGGUCAAUGAGUGCGUGGACAGGAUCAAAUCCAGCAUGAAGGCUCUGGGCGGUAAUCGAUUUGUUACGAGGCAGCGCAAAGAAUCAGGACAGCAAGCUACGGAGGCAGGAGGCUGCCUUCUCUCCGUGGACCUUAGCCAGGCCUUUGACAGAGUUAACAGGGCCAAGCUUGACGCUGCGCUCCGGGGCAUCAGGUGGACGCGGAUCUUCGCUCCACCGUCACAGCCAUACACGAAGAGGCGGCGUACAAAGUCCGGGACCGAUUCCAACAAUCAUCGGUGGUUACCACGCAAGGCAUCCGCCAAGGUUGUCGCCUUGCGCCGGCCACUGGAUGCUGCGGACUAUCGAAAAUGUCAUGACUAUGGAGACAUCGCCUACCUCGGCAAAAUGCUUUCUUUGAAGGAGGGGUCGGACAAAACUCUGGAAUUUCGUAUCGCGGAGGCCACAGCGAAAGGUCUGAACCGGGUCCUGCAGCCGGAACUUUUCUCUUAUGGCACGAUUGCUAACUUUGGGCUAGCCUCCUCAAAGCUGAAUCUCAACAAGCCAGUGCUAACAUUGUGGAAGCCACUAGUGCCGCUCUUCGCCAACACCAAGCACUCAGACAUGGCCAAGUUCAAGCAGAUAGGGUACAGAGUAGCCAUAAUCCGUCUUCGCAUCAAGGGAGGCAAGAUCCAGACACAGUGGAUAACAACGUUCAUUUCCAAAAAUCGGCUCGAGAGCACAGAAAGAAGUGUCUGCCCCUGCUUCAGCUUUGCCUCAGACAUGACUACAGCCGCGACUCCAAUGGAGACCACACCGGAACAGCAGCUGGCCACAGUGUGGAGGCUAAGCUCACCGCUGGCAGCGACAUUACCGACGCCUCAGAGGCAGAACGCGGCGGGAAGGCCCAAAGCAACUACACAGCAACCGAACAAAUUCAGAAAGGGCCAAGGCAAGGGCAAGCAGACACAACAGUCCAAACGAGCAAGAGAUCAGGAGGACGAGGAGCUCGUGAUGGACACAGACAACCUAGACGAGGACACGCUACGCAGCAUCCUUCGGGUGCUGGUCAGAGCAGCGUCGCGCCACGAGCAACAGCUCACAUCUUUGGAAGCCGAUCGGAGCUACGUCAUCUUCCUGGAGACCGGCAACCACGGCAUGAUCGACAUGAUGAUCCAAGCCAGCCAGACGUGGCGUCAACAGUACGAGGCCGGCACGGUCAAGACGUCCCUGCGAGCAACGCUGUGGGGGGUCAUGCUCAUGGAGUGGCAAGCCAGAUUGCAAAAAAUCGAGUCAGAUGCCGCGGCCCUGCAGACAGCAGAAACAGCCAACUGGAUAGCGCGGCCGGACCUUCAAGCAGAAGUGGUCGUCAUGCUUCUCACGCUGACUAUCCAUCAUCAGGCCACGGAAGUCUACCGGGACCUGGACCUGCUCGAGAACAGCUGUGCAGGGAAGGUCAUUGGUCUUCGCCUCCGAAGGGAACGUGUCGGCAAGACCAACCUGGCAAAGGAGCUGGAAAAAAUGCAGCUCUAG